Messenger RNA from Microstroma glucosiphilum, 432 nucleotides. RefSeq names its product ribosomal protein S9. Lineage: Eukaryota; Fungi; Basidiomycota; Exobasidiomycetes; Microstromatales; Microstromataceae. Gene Ontology annotation, biological process: translation; maturation of SSU-rRNA from tricistronic rRNA transcript (SSU-rRNA, 5.8S rRNA, LSU-rRNA). Gene Ontology annotation, cellular component: ribosome; cytosolic small ribosomal subunit. Bases 1 to 432 code for a protein of 143 amino acids. Gene Ontology annotation, molecular function: structural constituent of ribosome; RNA binding. The transcript has 2 exons. The record is from RefSeq and is a predicted model, not a curated record.
AUGUCGGCUCCUCAAUCCGUAUCCACCUUCGGUAAGAAGAAGACGGCCACCGCCGUAGCCUACGCAAAGGAGGGCAAGGGUCUGCUCCGUGUCAACGGCCAGCCCAUCUCUCUGGUCGAGCCCCAGAUUCUGCGCUGGAAGGUCUACGAGCCCAUCCUCGUCGUCGGCGAGGACAAGUUCUCCACUGUCGACAUCCGAGUCCGAGUCAACGGUGGUGGUCACACUUCCCAGGUCUACGCCAUCCGUCAAGCCAUUGCCAAGGCCCUCGUCGCCUACUACGCCAAGUACUACGACGCUGCCUCUGCUCUGGAGCUGCGCCAGUCCUUCAUCAGCUACGACCGAACACUGCUGAUUGCCGACCCCCGACGAAUGGAGCCAAAGAAGUUCGGUGGAAAGGGAGCUCGUGCACGCAGGCAGAAGUCGUACAGAUAG